AUUUUGAGACACUAGACAUUCAAUUUCCGUUUCCGCUCUGCCAAAUUAUGAAACGCUAUGGCACUUAAAACUAUUUUUUUUCUGGCGAAAACGAAUUUAAUCGGUAGCUAUUAAUUUUAUUUUUUAAAUAUUGAUAUUGUAGUGUAAUGUUGGAAUGGUAAAGUGGCCGAAACAGAACACUGAGUUAUAACCAGUGGAGUGCGUAGAUAAUAUUUGUUUACGUUCUGGUUAGUUGGUGAUGUUCAAGCAGUGAAUAUAUGCAGAUUCUUUCCGUUUUAAAUGGUUCGACAGCUCAUGUUUGUGUAGUAGUUUAGCUUGUUGUUCGAGUUUUAUACGUCAUGUUAGUUUGUAGGUUUUAGCGCUAGCUCAUAAGUAUUUGUUGUUUAGCUUUGAGCUAACAUGGGUCGACAGUGUGUUGUUACCGGCUGCAGAAAUCGUACAACACUGCACUAUUUCCCGGUCGACGCCGACAUGAGGCGUAAGUGGCUCAUUGCACUGGGUUUACCCGACGAUAUCAGUAGCAAAGCUGGAGUUUGCAAUUUGCAUUUUAACCCGGAUAGCUUCUCUAAUCGUCUGGAGGUGGACAUGGGAUUCAUCAAACUGCUCAAGCUUAGGAGCGACGCGGUGCCAAUACCUGCUCCCCCUGUACGGCCGAGAGUAGCUCGACCAAGACCGCAAGAGCUGCUGCCACAACCACGCCUCAUAGCGCCCAAGCCAACGAGAGAAAUUGGAUGCCAGACGGAGCGAGUCCUCACCAAACAUGCUUUUUAUCAGGUUGACAUCAAGCCUCACAGGAGAAGCAAAGCUACGGAGACCCGACCUUCUAACAGGGAUGUGUCGUGUGACACGGGUAAUUCUGUGGGUCUCGAGGUUAACUUUGAAGAGGGCCCAGUGGCGAGCUUCACUCCAGAGAGUAGGGCAGAGUGUGAGGUUUUUACGGACGACUCCAGAAACUGCAUGGAUGAAACCAACGCGAGUCCCUUAAAUGAGCCUCCGCCUGACACGAUGCAAAAACACAUUGUGUACGAGGACAAUCUGUUGGAGCUCUUCAGAACAUGUCCAGUUUGCCGCAGGAGCUGUUCAAUUACUAAAACAGUAACCGGCACUUUCCUGCAGCUGAAGCAGACGUGUGCUCACUGCGAGUACACGCACCAGUGGUCCAGCCAGCCAAUGGUGGGCAACACUCCAGCUGGGAACCUACAGCUCGGUGCAGCGGUUCAGAUAUCCAAGGUCCUGGAUGCCUUUAAGAUCCAAGGAAUCUCUGAAACGGCGUUCCAUAAUCACCAAAGAAAGUGUUUGAGCAACUCAAACACUUAAGAAUUUAAGAAGAGAAGAUUGCAAGAAUAAAUGUGUUGUAUUAAUA
Molecule: messenger RNA, 1363 nt
Organism: Solea senegalensis (Senegalese sole)
Lineage: Eukaryota; Metazoa; Chordata; Actinopteri; Pleuronectiformes; Soleidae
Exons: 5
Coding region: 400-1317 (305 amino acids)
Source: RefSeq, a predicted model, not a curated record